AUGGCUUCCAUUUCCUGUCGCAUUGCAAAUGAAAAGAAGGAAAAGAAGAAGCAUCCACGCAAAAAUACAGCCUCGCAAUCGGCUGGUCACAAUUCAAGUUCUUAUCGAGUACGUUCCAAAAAGUCAUCGAACAAGGAAAAGAGUAAAGAGCAGAGACAUGUUUCAAGUGUGGCAUACAAGGAAACAGUAUCUAUGGAGAUCGAUGAGAUGUCUGACGAAAUGGUGGCAUUUUUCAAGAAAACGAUCGAGCACAGGAAAACCCGCGAUGCCGAGCGUAUCGAAAAAGAACAACGCGCUGCAAAGGAGCGUGGUGAAAGCACAGCACAUUGGAUCAAACUAGACGAGGACGAGUACGUUUUAGCCCACAAAGUCGGUGUUUAUGGCAUUGAAAAACGCACCUUCGCUGUCCCAGAUGAAGAAACUCGAACGAAGGCAAGACGAGAGAACGCUCGCAAGCUCUACGGAUCGAAGGCGGAACAGAUUCUGGCCAUGGAAACGUUGAUGGAUAUGAGAUUUGAACAAGAAUAUGCAAGGAAACGACCGCCCUUAUGGCCCAAUAUUCCGUUGAAACUGUGA
Molecule: messenger RNA, 576 nt
Organism: Cooperia oncophora
Lineage: Eukaryota; Metazoa; Nematoda; Chromadorea; Rhabditida; Trichostrongylidae
Source: the annotation of a GenBank genome assembly